Molecule: messenger RNA, 1129 nt
Organism: Spirodela intermedia
Lineage: Eukaryota; Viridiplantae; Streptophyta; Magnoliopsida; Alismatales; Araceae
Source: the annotation of a GenBank genome assembly
AUGUCAAUUCAGGGAAGGCUCGAUCUGCACAAACAUCAGCAAGAAAAAUCUCCGGUCAACCUCACCAUUGCCCCAGCCCAAGCAACGUCGUCGUCCUCAGGAGACGCUCGGGCUCAGAAGUCAACGAGCCAGCCGCCCCCAAAAUCCUCUCCAGACCCGGAUCAAGCUCCUGUGGCCGUCAAAUUCUCCAGUGACACCGAAAGGCUUCAACGUAUCAACGCCAUUAGAAACGCCCCCGUUGGUGCCCAGAUCAAGAGCGUCGUAGAACUUCUGAGGAAGGUAGGGCUCUUCCAUUCUUCUUCUCAGUACACACUGUUAACUAUAAAUGGAAAGUCUCUGAAUAUAUUCCGCAGACAAGGCAAGCUCUAACGCCGGAGCAGAUCAACGAAGCCUGCUAUGUCGACAUAAAUAGAAACAAGGCGGUCUUCGCCAGCCUGAGAAAUAACCCCAAGGUCGUCUUCGAUGGAGAGGGCUUCUCAUACAAGGUGUGAUCGAUUUCAUCACCCCAGCGAAGAUCUUAAAAGCUCGUUGGACUGAUCUUCAGAUUGAUCCUCCAGCCGACCCACCAUCUGAGGGGGAAGGAACAGCUGCUCUCACUGAUCCGAAAGUUCCCGGAAGGCCUCUCCGUCGCUGACGUUAAGGAUGCGUAUCCCUCCGUCAUGGAGGAUCUCCAGGUACAAACUUGCGUCGGAAUAAUCACAUAUUAAACGAUUGAAAAAAACAAUACAGUCGCAUUGCUGAUUAAAUUCAUCCAUUCCUGAAUCGUCCCUGCUGACGCUUCUUUCCCAAGGCCCUGAGAGAGGCGGGCCUGGUGCGGGUCCUGUCGAACCUCGAGGCGAAGGAGGACGUCGUUUACCCCGACGACCCGAAGGCGGCGAUGGAGGUUGAUGAUGCUCUGAAGCAGCUCUUCCGGUCGGUCGAGCUCCCUGGGGACAUGCUCGACCUGGAGAGGGAGCUGCAGAGGAGCGGGAUCCGGCCCGCCACCGACACCGCCGCCAGGAGGCGGGCGGCGGGGCGGGGCCUCCCCGGGGCGAAGUUCGUGAGGAAGAGAGAGAUCAGGAAGAGGACGAAGCUGACGAAUGUCCACUUACCGGAGCUCUUCCGGAACUUGAAUCUCCCCAGAACCUGA